Stomoxys calcitrans (stable fly) is the source of this 2086-nucleotide messenger RNA. RefSeq names its product mannose-6-phosphate isomerase (gene Mpi). The transcript is spliced from 3 exons. Gene Ontology annotation, cellular component: cytosol. Lineage: Eukaryota; Metazoa; Arthropoda; Insecta; Diptera; Muscidae. The record is from RefSeq and is a predicted model, not a curated record. The coding region runs from base 692 to 1867 and encodes 391 amino acids. Gene Ontology annotation, biological process: carbohydrate metabolic process; GDP-mannose biosynthetic process. Gene Ontology annotation, molecular function: zinc ion binding; mannose-6-phosphate isomerase activity.
UACAUGCUUCCAUUCGUAAAUAGAUUUGCAACUAAUCAUAAAUGAAAAUAUGCAAUUUUUAUUAAAAAAUUACUCCUUGAAACUCCACAUGGAUUGCAAAGCGUCCAAAAAGCCAACUGAAAGCUGACAGCUGUGCCUUAAUAACAAACAUGUAAAAAAGUAUUUUGGUGUGGAACAUUGGAUAUUGCUUUCCCCAUUCAUCUUUGGCAAAUACAUUCAAGCGGCAACUACACACAAACAUCAUUAAAUGCGUGUACAGACAAAAAUUAAAAUUGAUAAGUUAAAGAACCAUGAUAAAGUUCUAGCCAAAGCUUCUCUAAUUAGCGGUGACAGUAAGGGCGUCGAAAACAACUGCCUGCUCUGUUUAAAAAAAUUAACGAUAAAACUUAUUUUUGAGUGAUAAAACAGCAGAAGAUAGCCGACGAAGUUUGUAAUUACAAAAAUCGCUACAUUCAUUUUUGAAAGUGGAAACACCAUACGACGAAGGUAGAAGGAAACCUGUUAAUUGUACACGACCUUCACUGCAUGACCCUGCGCAAGCAAUUGGAUGAAAUGUGAAAAAAAUUGCGUGCAAAUCAUAGCCAGUUGACAUAUACACAUCGCAACGAAAACUAUUUUUUUUUUUUGGAAUUCUUACUGUUUGUUGUGAUACUUCAUCUUCACUGUGCGUGUGUGUGGGCGGUGCAAUAUAAUGGAGCUGGUGGGCAAUAUCAAAAAUUAUGAAUGGGGAAAGCUGGGGCAAUCGUCGGAGGUGGCAAAAUUGGCCAAAGCCAAUAAUGGAAAGUUUUCGGUCAAUGAGGAAGCUCCCUAUGCUGAGCUGUGGAUGGGCACCCAUUGCAGCGGACCUUCGUUGCUGAAAUCAAGUGGUACUGAAUUGGGGCAGGUGUAUGAUGAACCUUUGCCCUUUCUGCUUAAAGUUUUGAGCAUACGCAAGGCACUAAGUUUACAAGUGCAUCCAAAUAAGGAUGAAGCAAAACAUUUACACAAAGAGCGCCCUGACAUUUACAAAGAUCCAAAUCACAAGCCUGAAUUGGCAAUAGCUCUGACACCAUUUAAAGCCUUAUGUGGCUUUCGGCCUUAUGAGGAAAUCCACCAAUUUUGCCAAGAAUUACCACCUCUUAAGGAAUUAUUAGGCGGCGAUGCUGUGAUCAAAAAACUGAGUAACGGAGCUGCUGGAGAUUUGAAAAAAUGCUAUCAAGCCUUGAUGUCAGCUGAACCGGCUGCAGUUUCAGCAUGCAUUGAUAAAAUAGCAGAGGAAUAUAUGGAGGUUUUGGAAAAAUUCAAUCUUAGUGAUACUUUUACAACCAUUAAUGCUGAUUUUCCGGAUGAUGUUGGUGUCCUAUCGUUGUUCUUCAUUAACCUGAUCCAUCUUCAACCAGGAGAAUCCAUAUAUUUGGGAGCAAAUGAAAUACAUGCAUAUCUAUCGGGUGAUUGCAUCGAAUGCAUGGCUUGUUCGGAUAAUGUUAUACGCGCUGGUCUAACACCCAAGUACAAGGAUGUUCAACAAUUGUUAACAUCUCUAAACUAUAACGGCUCGCCGGCUGCAACUCGUCUAUUCCAACCAAAAGUCAUAGAUGCCAAUGCAAAAGUCUUUGCACCACCUGUCAAAGACUUCGCUGUUGUCAAUGUCACAUUGCCGAGUUCGCAAACUACAACAUAUUCCCUAGAACUUCCACAAGGCCCAGGUAUUUUAUUAGUUUCACAAGGUUCUCGAAAGUUGCUUCUAAAAGAACAUUCCGAAUUAGUAUUAAAGUCUGGCUCUAUUAUCUUUAUUCCUCCCGAAUGCAUGGGGAAUAUAGAAUUUUCUUGCAUAGAUGGAGCUAGCGAUGAUUUCACUGCCUAUCUGGCAACAGAAAAUACGUUUUGAUUUAAACGAACUGUUGGCAAGUUUAUCAAUACUUACUUAUUACUCGGGGAAAACUAUUCACAUUUUUUGUUUUUGUUGUAAUAUAAUCGACCAAAUAUGGCAAAUUCUGUUUAGAACAUUUUAGAGAAUCUUUACCAAAAUUAUUUACAGACAUUGCGUGUACUGUUAUGGCUUUAAUAGAUAUUUAAAAAUUAAUUUAAACAACUAGAGAACACAAAA